This is a messenger RNA of Oncorhynchus mykiss (rainbow trout), 1256 nucleotides long. The record is from RefSeq and is a predicted model, not a curated record. Lineage: Eukaryota; Metazoa; Chordata; Actinopteri; Salmoniformes; Salmonidae.
UCUCUUCAACAGACAGUCAAACAGACAGCAUUGACUCACUGCUGCAGGACUCACUGCUGCAGGACUCACUGUUGCAGGACUUACUGCUGCAGGACUCACUGCUGCAGGACUCACUGUUGCAGGACACACUGUUGCAGGACUCACUGUUGCUGCAGGACUCACUGCUGCAGGACUCACUGUUGCAGGACUUACUGCUGCAGGACUCACUGCUGCAGGACUCACUGUUGCAGGACUCACUGUUGCUGCAGGACUCACUGCUGCAGGACUCACUGCUGCAGGACUCACUGUUGCAGGUCUCAUUGUUGCAGGACUCACUGUUGCAGGACUCACUGCUGCAGGUCUCACUGUUGCAGGACUCACUGCUGCAGGACCCACUGUUGCAGGUCUCACUGCUGCUGCAGGACUCACUACUGCAGGACUCACAGUUGCAGGACUCACUACUGCAGGACUCACUGUUGCAGGACCCACUGCUGCAGGUCUCACUGUUGCAGGACUCACUGCUGCAGGACUCACUGUUGCAGGACUCACUGUUGCAGGACUCACUGUUGCAGGACUCACUACUGCAGGACUCACAGUUGCAGGACUCACUGUUGCAGGACUCACUGUUGCAGGACUCACUGUUGCAGGACUCACUGUUGCAGGACUCACUACUGCAGGACUCACAGUUGCAGGACUCACUGUUGCAGGACUCACUGUUGCAGGACUCACUGUUGCAGGACUCACUACUGCAGGACUCACUGUUGCAGGACUCACUGUUGCAGGUCUCACUGCUGCAGGUCUCACUGUUGCAGGACUCACUGUUGCAUGUUCACAAAGCCAAAAAGGAGAAGAAUGAAAACAACUUCCAAAGCUAAAUGUGUAAAAUAAUACCCAGAAACCUCAAGUUGCUAAAUACAGGGUCUUAGCUUUAGCCUCUGGUAUAUGUUGUUGUUGUUGUUGUUGUUGUUAUUAUUGUUGUUGUUGUUGUUGUGUUAAAUUGUGAUGUGUUUUCUGGUACUGGAGACAGUACAGGAAGAAUGAACUGGGCAUUCAAACAACACCAACAAAAAAACAGGCCACAUGACUAACAGAAAAACAGAUGAAAUCAUGAUAGAACAAACAACACCAAUACAUGAAUACAUGUUCAUAGCCUUCAUAGUUCUUUGUAAAGCUUUUGAUGAGAUACCCCCUUGACCUUGCUGUCCAUUCUGGUUGGAUGACGAGAGAGAGAGAGAGAGAGAGAGAGAGAGGAGGGAUGACAGAGGGGGGUGAGAGAG